Messenger RNA from Solanum verrucosum, 1938 nucleotides. RefSeq lists its product as uncharacterized. The transcript has 9 exons. The record is from RefSeq and is a predicted model, not a curated record. Gene Ontology annotation, molecular function: zinc ion binding. Lineage: Eukaryota; Viridiplantae; Streptophyta; Magnoliopsida; Solanales; Solanaceae. The coding region runs from base 1 to 1938 and encodes 645 amino acids.
AUGGCGGAAGAUGGAUUGCUUCAGAUGGAGGGGAUUAUAUAUGAGUAUUCUAGUCUUUAUAGUGGUCUAGUAAGUGCGAUAACAUCGCAGCUAAUGAUAGAUGCUAAUAUUCACAAUAUAGAGAUAAAAUAUAUAGUUAGUGAUAGAUGUCCCCCUGUUAGUAUCCACAAUGAUGUAGGUGUGCAAGUUUUUUUAGAUCAAAAGAAAGCUAAUGUAGAUUUCUUUACGAAAUAUCCAUUGUGCAUAACUUUGAAGAAUAUAGCAAUAGAUAAUCAGGAUUCUGUAGUUAUUGUGGAUAGGAGACAUUCUGAUGUUAGUAGAACACUAACUAACUUUGAUUUAUACUCCAGCAACUCCAUCCGCUUGAUAGGAGUGAAUUUAGAUGGAGUUGUCGAUGAAAAUACUGAUGAAGGAAAUGGAGUAAUCAGUGACCUUUCUAAUUUAUUUAUAGCUGAAAAUCAGAUUUACAAUGAUAAAGAAACAUCUAUGGAGGUUAUGCGACAUUAUGGAGUUGUGGAAAAAUUCAGAUUUCUUGUGACUCGUUCUAGUUCAUCUUGUUAUUACCUGAAGUGUCCUGCUGAUAAUUGUUCCUGGAUGAUGAACUCAUCAUGUUUGAAUCAAUCAAAGCUAUUUAAAAUUAGAAAGUACUGUGCGGAACACACUUGUUCCAUUAGAGAUAGAGUGUAUGCAAGGCGUCAGGGAAUAACUGACGUUGUAGCUGUUUUAAUAAUGGAUAAAUUUAUUGAUCCAUCGACUGUAUACACUCCAAAAGAUAUAUCGGAAGACGUUUUGAAAGUGCAUGAUGUUGCGCUAACAUACAUGCAGGCCUGGAGAGCUAAAGAAAAUGCGAUAAAAUUGGUGCGUGGAGAUCCAGCCGAAUCAUAUGCCAAACUUCCAGGUUAUCUAUACAUAUUGGAGCAGACAUAUCUUGGUUCGAUUUUAAAAUUAGAAAGGACAGAAUGUGAUAAAUUCUUAUAUGCAUUUGUUGCAUUAGAAGCAUGUAUUAGAGGUUGGGAGUAUUGUAGGCCAAUUGUAGUUGUUGAUGGGGCAGCUUUGAGAGGCUCAUAUGGUGGUACAAUGUUGUCUGCAAGCACUAUAGAUCUAGGAGAUCACAUACUUCCACUUGCUUAUGCCAUAGUGGAUUCUAAGAAUGAUGCAUCAUGGACUUGGUUCUUUGAACAAUUUAGGGAAGCAUAUGGAGAAAGGGAAAACAUGUGUUUUAUGUCAGAUAGAAACGAGAGCAUAUGGAAAGGGACUGCCAGAAACUUCCAUAGGAAUACUGAAGAUUUGAAGAAGCUAUUUUUUACAAUGGCAAAGGCUUAUACAAUACAACAAUUUGAGGCGAUUAUGCAAAGAAUAGACCAGAUAGAUCCAAGAAUAAGAGAUUAUUUAUAUGAUAUUGGGAUAGCAAGGAGGUUGCUAGUGAUUUCACUUCUUGAAUUUAUGAGGGUAACAAUUCAAAGAUGGAUUCAUAAGCACAACGAGGAGGCUGCAAAAACUAGAUCAGAGCUUACAAAAAAAUAUGAUCUUAUGCUCCAGAAAAGUAUUGCUUUGUCUAGCAGUAUGAGGGUAAUACCAUCAACAGUUGAUAUGCAUGCUGUUGUUGAUGGACCAAAGCAGUACAUAGUAAACUUAAACACUAAGAUGUGUAGUUGCGGAAGAUUUCAAAAUGAUGAGAUACCGUGCGGGCAUGGAGUAACAGUUCUUAGAUACAGAAGACUGCAUGAAACAUAUUAUUGCUCUCCUUUUUAUAGCCUGAAGAAUUUUCAAGAUACAUAUGCCAUCCCUGUUGAACCUCUCCCAUGCGAGAGUACAUGGGGUAUACCAAGUUAUGUUUCAGAGCCUAAAUUGAUGCCGCUUGGUCCAAAGAGAGCAGCAGAAAGACCGCAACUUGAACGCUGGAAAGGGUUUGCUGAUAUGAUAUUUGACUGGAAUUAA